ACACCCCCUUUGUUUUCAAUUUCUUACACGCGUAUCUCAGUACACACUACAGAGAGAGAGAGAGAGAGUCACACACAGCCUACAAAGCCAAUCAACAACAAAUAUCUAUUCAGCUCUCAGCUCUCAUCUCUCUCUCUCUGUGAAGCAUUCUUCUCUGUUUCAUUUUUUGGACAAUUUAUUUGAGAGGAGCCAACAUGCUGUACCUUAUAUUCUAAUCCUUAUUCUAUUCGAAUCUCAAUGUUUCUUGAUCUGGGUAUCCAAUAUUUCACCCUCAGAUCAUAGUUUUUUCCAUUAAAAAUCCUUUUUUUUCCUCAGCUUCACUGUUGCAAGACAAAAAACCCAUCUGGGUCUUGCUCUCUUUUUAAGUUUAUAUGGGUGUUUAAACAGAUUCAAAGUGAUGGAUUUCAUGCUGAAGAUGCAAAGAAGCUUUUUUUCAAACCUGGAUUUCCAUCAUUUGCAGUCUCUGGCAAAGUAGACAAUGGCAAGGCACCGAAAAUUUUGUUUCUCCAACAUCCAUCCAUCAUUAAUUAUCUCAAUCUGCUUUCCUUAUUCACUGGUACAUUCUGUGCUGCAACUAGCUGCCCCUUUACUAGUAAGGAAAUCUGCUUCAUUUGUAUGAGUUAUUCUUUCGUGGUUCUAAAAAUAUGGGUAGGGGUAGAGGAAAGGGGAAGAAGUUAACUGUUACCAAUCAUGAGGAUGGUGGAAGUGGUGAGGAAGAGAAAAUUCCUGCACAGAAGAGGAGGGGAAGACCACAAAAACCACUGAAGGAUGAAAUUGAUGAAGAAGAAGUUGAAAAAAUAGAGGAGGAAGACAGUGAGAAUGCAAAAUCUGGUACUCCAAGCAAAGAAAUAAAGAGUCCUUCUGCAACAGAGAAUGGAAAGAAGAGGAAGCGAAACUCACAUCUAAAAGAGAAGGCAGAUUCUGUCAAGGAGGAAAACGGUAAUGGAACCCGAUCAAGCACUGAUGAUUCAAUUAAGUCUAAUGGAUUUCGGCUUAAUGGAAGCAGGCGGAAAAGCAAGCCUCGUCGGGCUGCCGAAGCAGGUGUUGAGUGUAAGUGAGACUAUGGGUUCUCCCAUUUGACACUACCGGAUUGCGGGGUAGGAAGUGAGACCUAGUAAAACUCUAGUUUCCUAAUGCUUUUUUGGUUUUUGUUCCUUAUCCUUUUUGGUAGUUCCUUAUCAUUGAUUCCUUUUUUAUUUAAAUUUGUGAGAAUUCAGAAUUUAUUCUGCUGGUUGUAAUUUUCCAUAAUGCUAUUAUAUUUUAUGUUUUCACUGGUUUUUGUAUUAUAUAAAUAUGCAUGACAUGUUUAAGCA
Messenger RNA from Quercus robur (English oak), 1313 nucleotides. RefSeq lists its product as uncharacterized. The transcript is spliced from 3 exons. NCBI's taxonomy places the organism in Eukaryota, Viridiplantae, Streptophyta, Magnoliopsida, Fagales, Fagaceae. The coding region runs from base 645 to 1058 and encodes 137 amino acids. The record is from RefSeq and is a predicted model, not a curated record.